Phialemonium atrogriseum is the source of this 1518-nucleotide messenger RNA. RefSeq lists its product as uncharacterized. NCBI's taxonomy places the organism in Eukaryota, Fungi, Ascomycota, Sordariomycetes, Cephalothecales, Cephalothecaceae. Gene Ontology annotation, molecular function: molecular adaptor activity; GTP binding; GTPase activity. Bases 1 to 1518 code for a protein of 505 amino acids. Gene Ontology annotation, cellular component: septin complex; cell division site; microtubule cytoskeleton. The transcript has 2 exons. The record is from RefSeq and is a predicted model, not a curated record. Gene Ontology annotation, biological process: cytoskeleton-dependent cytokinesis; intracellular protein localization.
AUGCUGCUCCGACGGAGUAAAAGUGGCGACUUGAGGAAGCAGCAGGCCUUGAGGGAGCAGGAGCUCCAGCGCCAACGCGAUGCUUCCGUAUCCAAGUCGCCCCCGCGUCUUCCCCAGCUCUAUAAUGGCGCACCCCCCACCCAGCUUUUCACCGGCGAAGAUCGUUCCGACUCCCUGAACAUCAUCGCUGGUGGACAAGCCGAUUACCACGCCUCAUCCACUCCGCGCCCAUCAAUGGAACCUGCAUACUCGAUCGUCAGUGUGCCUCCUCCUCUCCCGACCGGUGCUUGGGUUGACCCCUACGCUCGCACGGAGAGUAUGACCCAUCGCGGCCGAUACAGCUAUGCGAGCAGCGCAAUCAGCACCAUAAACAGCCCUAGGAGGGUCCGGAGAAGGAAAGACCCCACGCCGUUCAACAUCCUCAUCAUUGGCACCCGUAACGCCGGGAAGACCUCAUUUCUCGAGUUCCUAAAGAUGUCUCUCGCGUUGCCCGCGAAGAAACGAUCCAAGAUGACCGUCGACCACGAUGAUUUUGUUCCCAAAGCCCCGCCUUCGGGCAACUUCAUUCCGCACUACCUCGAAACCGAGAUUGACGGUGAGCGUAUUGGCUUGACGCUGUGGGAUUCCGAGGGCCUGGAGAAGAAUGUCGUGGAUUUGCAGCUCCGGGAGAUGUCGUCGUUCUUGGAAAGCAAAUUUGAAGAGACAUUCGCAGAGGAGAUGAAGGUCGUACGGUCGCCUGGCGUACAAGACACCCACAUUCAUGCCGCCUUCCUAGUCCUCGAUCCGGCCCGUCUGGACAGGAAUAUUGCGGCGAGCAAGGCGGCUACGGCCAACGGCCAGCAGAACGGGGGCCACCAUUUUCCCGCUCGCGUUCUCGGGGGUCUAGACGAAGAUCUCGACUUACAAGUCCUGCGGACACUCCAGGCCAAGACCACUGUCAUCCCUGUGAUCUCCAAGGCUGACACCAUCACAACCAAGCACAUGAAUGUGCUGAAGAAGACAGUCUGGGAGAGUCUGAAGAAGGCGAAUCUUGACCCGUUGGAGGCUCUCGGAUUGGACGACGAGGACCAUGGCACCCCGGAUUCUAGUAGGAUCGAGGAGGAAGAAGAGGAAUUAGAGGACGUCGACUCGGGACACAGCGACGGCGAUGGUCCCGCGGACGACGAGCUUCCAAUCCAAGGACGCUAUUCGUCCAUGACCCCGAAGUCGAAGCGGCAGUCAACUGGCUCUGUUCAGCGCAACAAGAUCUCUGAUGACAAACCGAAGGAGGACGAGAUUCCCUACGUCCCGAUGUCAAUCAUCAGCCCAGACAUCUACGAGCCCGGUGUUGUUGGCCGUCAAUUCCCCUGGGGCUUCGCUGAUCCAUACGACCAGAAUCACUGCGACUUUCUUCGUCUCAAGGACGCCGUUUUCAGCGAAUGGCGUGGCGAGCUUCGUGAGGCCAGCCGGGAGCAAUGGUACGAGGGCUGGAGAACAAGUCGGCUGAAGCAGCGUGACGACUUCAAGGUUCGACGAUAA